AUGGAUUCGGUAUUUCGUCAUCAUUCUCCGACCGAGGAUUGCGUUUUUUAUUAUCUCUACUUUCCUCGAUCAUCCGACGAUUCUGACGAUAGAUUUUUCGAAUUCCUUCAAGAAACUAGUGCAUUGAUACUUUCGGAAUUAGAUCAAUUUUUGAACGGAUAUAUUUGGCAGAAAGAACCGUUUGGAUUGAGAAUUGUAAAGAAUGAUUUAGGACCAAGUUACCCUUUCCUACAUGGCAGAACGGUGUUUGGCGAUUGCAUCGAGGACGAACGAUUUAUUGUUUUCUUGUUACGUCAGAUUUCAGAAAAGUACCCGGAUAUUGUGAUAAGCGUUUCAGAUAACGAUGGGGAGUUUUUGUUGAUCGAAGCCGCCAUGCAACUUCCCUCUUGGCUAGAUCCUAGUAAUGGUGAAAAUAGGGUGAACGUUCAAGCGUAUUUGUAUUCCUCUGUCUGUCUGUCUGUCUUAUCUUUUGUUAAUCUUCAUAUAAAUUAUCAUUACCAACCACAAAAGGUUUUUAUACAUCGAAAUGAACUUCACAUAAUUCCUUUGAUGGAGCCGACAGAUGGAGAAUUGCAAGUUUCGACGGAAAAAUUGACCGUCGAAAGAGCAAUUCAAUUAGUGCGUGAUGACAAUAUUCACACCAAGGCUGAUGACGAAAUACAAACGACUGUGUUUGCAAAUAUAAGGGGGUAUCCAGAUGUGAUCAAACAAAAUAUUCAUCAUGCCCGAUGUCAUGUUCCAAGAAGCAUAGCUCAUUUAUUAUACCACAAUCCGCAAUUGAUUGCCCCGGCCGUAGAAGCAUUUUACACUCGCGAUCCUAUCGCAUUGAAAGCAUGCCAAAAAAUGGAAAAAUUUCCGGUAUCCACAUCAAUCAAUGUUACUGUAAAAUUUACAAAAGUGUUAUAUGCUCAGAUGGUAGGCCAAAGGUUCCAGCCGCCAAAACCUUUCAAACUUCCUCACAAGACUUCCAAUGAGUAUCAAGCCGCUGAGCUAGGAAUGAAAUUGGCAUGUGGAUUCGAGAUACUGUGCACAGAUAAAUAUUUCGCUGAAUUGCAAACCAAAUCCGACGAUUUGGACAUUGAGAAAUACCCUUUUGAUUUGGACUCAUCAUGGCGAGCGUUUCACGCUAAUCUAUUAUCGCGUGGUUAUUAUCGCGGUGAAAUAUCGGGAUCUAAACUGUACAAACAGUUGGACGAUGUUGCUAAGAAGCAAUUCUUGCAAAAUAGAAGCCAGCCAAUUUCAACCUAUGAUGAAAUAAAAGUCACCUCUUCUCCAGUAGAACAGAUUAACGAAAUAUUGAGUAGACCAUUGGUCCCAGAUGAAUUACUGACAGCGGAUAAGACGCAAGAUGACGAUUCGUGGUUGAAUGUUGAUCCAAAACAGUUGGAGGACUUGCUUGAAGCAACAAAAGGUCAUAUGGGGUAUAUGAACUAUGAAAAGUCAAAAGAAGGCAAUUCAGACGACGAAUUAAAUGUAUUUGAUUUAACAAACAUGAUCGAUAAACUGGAGAGUUUUAUGGACGAUGAAGUUGCGGGUAUCGAAGGUGCCGAGUUUAACGACGAACAUGACUCUGAUGAAGAUUUUGAAGAUUUCGGUAUUAAUGGAAAUAAUGAUCAAAUUCAAUUUGAGCCUACCGAGUUCUUAAGAAUAAUGCGGCAAACAUUAGGGAUUACGGAUGAGGAAUAUAGGGAAUUGGCAAAUGCAAAGAUAAAGUUACAACAAGAUGAACUGGAACAAUACGCAAAAGACCAGUCACAGUACACCACCACCGGAGCAUCACAAAGUGCCAAAAUCACAGAGUUAACCGAUGACGACAUGGAGACAUAUUUCGAAGCUCUAGAUUCUGAACUAUCGUCAUCGAAAGUAUAUGAAUCAUUUGUUCGCUCGCCAGGUCAAAUACUCGGAGACAGUGAAACGGAUCUUGGCGACGAUCUAAACGUAAAAAAUGAUGAGAAUAAUGAUAGUGACGAAGAAUUGAAUAAACCUGUUGACAUUAAUUUAAACUUGGCAAAGAAUAUUUUAGAAAGUUUUAAAUCACAAGAAGGAUUGCCGGGGCCUGUGGGAAAUAUGCUGGGAAGAAUGGGUGUUGGGGUGAUUCCCGUGGAUUCAGAUGAUGACGAUGAUUAUGUGGAGUCUUCCGAUGAAGAUGAAUAG
Molecule: messenger RNA, 2154 nt
Organism: Acaulospora morrowiae
Lineage: Eukaryota; Fungi; Glomeromycota; Glomeromycetes; Diversisporales; Acaulosporaceae
Source: the annotation of a GenBank genome assembly